Echinostoma caproni is the source of this 270-nucleotide messenger RNA. The record is from the annotation of a GenBank genome assembly. Lineage: Eukaryota; Metazoa; Platyhelminthes; Trematoda; Plagiorchiida; Echinostomatidae.
AUGCGGGAACUUCAGAUCGUUCAAAUAUGCUCCUCGUGCGAUCGGAUUGUAGAAGUGCAUGAUUAUCACAUUGGCCAGUUAGAUGUAACGCUUAUUUUCGAAAAUGCUGCUGGUGGUGAUCUCUAUCAUAUCAUUAAUGAUAGCGAAUUCAACCUUCCCUUCACCGUUGUACAGUCUGCGGUCCUCCAACUACUUCGCGCGGUUUCCUUCCUCCACAUGCGCUCGGUUGUGCAUCUGGAUAUCAAAGUCUAUCUAUCGGUCAAAAUUUGA